This is a messenger RNA of Sinocyclocheilus grahami, 2075 nucleotides long. Its product is annotated as MICOS complex subunit MIC19-like. Gene Ontology annotation, cellular component: MICOS complex; mitochondrion. The record is from RefSeq and is a predicted model, not a curated record. The coding region runs from base 162 to 1430 and encodes 422 amino acids. The transcript is spliced from 9 exons. Gene Ontology annotation, biological process: inner mitochondrial membrane organization. NCBI's taxonomy places the organism in Eukaryota, Metazoa, Chordata, Actinopteri, Cypriniformes, Cyprinidae.
GGGGCUAAAGGCGGAAGCACUGUGUGUUUCUGAACCGGAGCGUGCGGCCCUUGUGCUCGCGCGUAACAACUCGAGAGCUGUCAACUCUUUGGAGUUCAUAACUACUGAUCAAAUUUAAAUGAACUAGCUUGUUAAACACUAGCGAGCUUGUUUGAGCAGGAAUGGGAGCCAACAACAGCACGCGCCGCGUGUCUUUUGAGUCGGAUGAGAAUGAGAAUAUAACGGUAGUGAAGGGCAUAAGGCUCUCGGAGAAGGUCAUCGACCGCAUGAGAGAACCCUCAGGCCCACCACGGCCCCCCACCAGAACCCCUCCUGCUCCUCCUCCCGUGGUUGAUCCUCUGCCAGCACUGGUGCCAAUAUCUCCUCCACCUGACCCUGUCACUUCCCUUCCACCUUCUUCCUUGCCAGAGCGUGUCAAACUCCCUGAGCAAGUGACCACUACUGCACCUCCUCCACCACUAGCAGAGCCGGUCAUUUUCCCCCCACCUCCUCCUGAAUCAGUGGGUGCUGUAUCAGCCCCUGCAGGUGAGUCCAUUGCUCCACCUGCAGCCACAGCUGAGCUUAUAACAGCAUCUCCAACUGUGGAAAUAAUUGCUGAUUAUGUUGCCUCCCCUCCUGCUAUUGAGCUCUUCACACCUCCUCCUCCCCCCAUUCCUACCCAUCCUAUCACUAAAACCACUUCUGAACCCAUCUCUGCUCCACCUGUAGAAAUAACCACUCCCUCCCCUCCAGCUGAACUUGUCGCUGCUUUCGCUUCCGCUGCUGAAACUAUCCCACAGCCUCCUCUGUCUGUAGAAAAACCUGUGGCUUCUUCACCACCACCUCCUCCCGCCGUGCAUGAGUCUGAACUGAGAAGAAAGAUAGCUGAAGAGCUGCAGAAAGGCCUGGAGGAAGAGAGGAGAAAGGCACGGGAGGAGCUCAACCAACGGCUGGAAAAAGAAAAGUCCCAGGCGCAUGUUCAGGCACAGGCAGAAGCUCAAGCCCAGGUAAAGGACGAGGUGAGCAGGAUCCUCGCAUUAGAGAAAGAGCAGAGCAUCCAGAAAGCCAUACUGAGAGAAAGAAUCACCGCCGACGAUGAAAGACUGCAAACUCAGAUAUAUCAGAUGGAGAGAAAGGCUAGACAGUUAGAGGAGAGAGACAAAGAGCUCCGGAAGCAGGACGCAUUCUACAGAGAACAAGUGGCCAAGCUAAAGGAAAGGAGUGCCCAGUUCUACAAGGUUACAGAUGAAAACUAUCACAAGGCAGCAGACGAGGUCAACGCCAAGUUUAAGCGAUAUGAAAUUAGUCCAGUGUGCACCGACCUUCAGGGGCAGAUUCUGAAUUGCUACAGAGAAAAUGCUGGAAAAACUCUGCUGUGCUCCAACAUCGCCUCUCGAUACAUGCAGUGUGUCAACAGUGCAAAACAGGACAAGUUGAGGACUGGAGGUUAAGUCUCUGAGCAGGAAGAGUGGAAGUUUGUAUCUGUGAUCUCACCGUUUAUCGACUGUUGCCAAGGAAAGACGCCACCCAGAGACACACCUGAGCAGACCUGAAGCAGAAUCUGCAGUGAAUUGAGAGCUAGAUACCCCUGAACCUUCCUUUUUUCCUAUUCCCUUUUCCCAUCACUUUUACCUUUCUACCUCCUUCCUGUUAUUUCACCUUUAUCCAGUAAAGGGGAAACUGGUAUCCAUUUCUGAAAUGGACAGAAUCAGUAAGCAGCGUCGAUCAUACAGUAGGUGGAACUCUAAGGUUCUGAGCACCUGAACCAGAAUAGCACACAGUGAAGAGAACCGAACUAGACACCAAAUAUUGUCCACACUAGGCCAAUCUAGACCCAACCACAACAGAAUCCCAGAACUCUGAGUUGGUUCUAGAUUUGGUCGGUCUGGUUUCGUAGCGUCAUUUAUCCUGUGAUCCACCCUGCUAACCCACCACAAUCCUCCAUCACACUUCCCAUUGCACUAGUCACAUCCUCCAGCUGUUCGUUGUGUUUUUGCGUGUGAUGUUCAUUACCGUUUUUUUGUCUCGUAGUUCACACAAAAAGGUCAGGCCUGAUCCCCUGAUCUGCUUUAAAGAAUAAACAAUUCAAACCCUAA